Messenger RNA from Rhinocladiella mackenziei CBS 650.93, 876 nucleotides. RefSeq lists its product as uncharacterized. Gene Ontology annotation, cellular component: precatalytic spliceosome. The record is from RefSeq and is a predicted model, not a curated record. The transcript has a single exon. Gene Ontology annotation, biological process: mRNA splicing, via spliceosome. Gene Ontology annotation, molecular function: RNA binding; zinc ion binding. Bases 1 to 876 code for a protein of 291 amino acids. NCBI's taxonomy places the organism in Eukaryota, Fungi, Ascomycota, Eurotiomycetes, Chaetothyriales, Herpotrichiellaceae.
AUGUUGCAGCCCAAAUACUGGUGCAAACACUGCAGUACCUACGUGAAAGAGACACCUUUUGAACGCAAACAACAUGAGAGCACGGCAAAACACCAGAAUAACCUCAAACGAUUUCUUCGCGAUAUCCAGAAUAGCCAUGAGAGAGGGGAACGAGACAAGGAGCGGGCCAAGUCAGAGGUUGAAAGACUGAGUAGAAUUGCUCGGGGUGGAUCUGAACAGUCUUCGAGCACUACGAUUACUGCGUCCUCAAAACCGACGCCUCCUCCGGUACAGAAAUCUACUCAGACAAGCGCCGAUCAGAAGAGGCAAUGGGCGCAAUUAGCGGAGAUGGGGAUUCAGAUCCCCGAGCAAUUUCGCGCCGAAGUGGCCAUGGCCGGGGACUGGAAAGUUGUGUCGGAACAACCCAUCGAUGAGCCACAGCCAGAAGAGCCUCUAAGUGUUGGAGUCAAGAAGCGGAAAUAUGAAGGCGAGAACGGGGAUGAAGAAGAGGCAGAGGCAGAAAGGCUUGGCCACAAACGCGGGUGGGGGGCAACCACCAAACGAUAUCCUGGUCAUGAAAAGGAUGACUUAGAUGACUUGUUGUCUGGGACAAUGUCUCUGAAAAGAGAAAAGGCCGUCGCUUCUUCUGCACAACUUAAAAAUGAAGAGAAGGAUUUCUCGGAGCAGGAGAGCGAACCUAACCUGGACGAAAAACCUGGUGAAGGUGGAACCAAGGCGGCGAUGAAAGAUGAAGGACCGCUCAAGAGGAUGGAAAAGCAUGACAGAGCUCAUGUGAAGGACGAAGCAGAUGCUGCCGGACAAUUUCGACCGAUGGGCAAGAUCCCUGAGGAUGUACCGAUCCCAAUAUUCAAAAAGCGCAAGGCUAAAGUAUCAUGA